This is a messenger RNA of Loxodonta africana (African savanna elephant), 6727 nucleotides long. RefSeq names its product centrosomal protein 63 (gene CEP63). The transcript has 15 exons. Gene Ontology annotation, cellular component: centriole. Bases 305 to 2419 code for a protein of 704 amino acids. Gene Ontology annotation, biological process: centriole replication; de novo centriole assembly involved in multi-ciliated epithelial cell differentiation. The record is from RefSeq and is a predicted model, not a curated record. Lineage: Eukaryota; Metazoa; Chordata; Mammalia; Proboscidea; Elephantidae.
CAAAGGCUCCCGCGCGCUCUCCUCCUUACGGUGCUGGUCCCUCAGCACAACCCCUUAUCUAGGCUGCUGGAUAGGGGCGCAUUGACCGGUAAGCAAGGUGCACACGGGUUCACUUGUGUUUACUUCUCUGGAGUGCACAAUUUCACCUGGCCCGUAGGUGAAUAAGCACAAAUUAAUAAUAAGCACAAGUAAGCCCGUGCGUGCCUUGUUUAUUGGACAAUCUGUCCCUGCUGCUGGAUCUGAUUAGAAUUUUCUAGGAUUGUUGCUGAUUUAUUGCAGUUGCCAAAACAAAGGGGAUUUGGUGAUGGAGGCUUUGUUGGAAGGAAUGCAAAAUCGGGGACAUGGCGGGGGAUUUUUGACAUCUUGCGAAGCAGAACUACAGGAGCUCAUGAAACAGAUUGACAUAAUGGUGGCUCAUAAAAAGUCUGAAUGGGAAGGUCAGACACGCUCUCUGGAAACUCGCCUGGACGUCCGUGAGCAGGAACUCAAGACUCUUGGGAGUCAGCUGGAGGUGAAACGCAAAGAGGUUGGAAUAUUGCGUCAGCAGGUAGAAGAACAUGAAAAAGUCAAGCAAGAAAUGGCCAUGGGGUAUAAGCAAGAGUUAAUGAAACUACAUGAAGAAUUAGGCAGACUGAAGAGAAGCUAUGAAAAGCUACAAAAAAAGCAUAUAAGAGACUCCAGAGGAAACUCCAAAAAUCACAGGGAGGAUCGGUGUGAAAUUGAGAGGUUAACUGGAAAAAUUGAGGAAUUCCGUCAGAAAUCACUGGACUGGGAGAAGCAACGCUUGAUUUAUCAGCAACAGGUAUCUUCUCUGGAGGCACAAAGGAAGGCCCUGGCUGAACAAUCAGAGAUAAUUCAGGCUCAGCUUGCCAAUCGGAAACAAAAAUUAGAGUCUGUGGAGAUGUCCAGCCAGUCGGAAAUUCAGCACCUUAGCAGUAAGCUGGAGCGGGCCAACGACACCAUCUGUGCCAACGAGCUGGAAAUAGAGCGUCUCACCAUGAAAGUCAAUGACUUGGUUGGAACCAAUAUGACUGUUCUGCAGGAGCAGCGGCGAAAAGAAGAAGAAUUGAAAGAAUCUGAAAAACUGUUAGAGAUUUUACGGGAAGAGAAGAGAGAAUUGAAAGCAACUCUUCAGUCUCAAGAAAAUUUCAUCCGCGAAGCAAGACUUCAAAAGGAGACGCUACAAGCAAAAUUAAGGGCAACUGACACUCAGCAUGCAAUGGAAGUCAUGAGGUCACUGGAAGAGCCUCAGUCAGAAAGGAGGUGCAACUCUCAAGGGCGGGAGGACUUAGAAAAUGUGCUCUCGCAGCUGGAUUUCACCCACACUAGUGAGGAACUUCUGCAGGCAGAGGUGACACGUCUUGAAGGCAGCUUGGAAUCUGUGAGUGCAACAUGUAAACAGCUAAGUCAAGAAUUAAUGGAAAAAUAUGAAGAAUUGAAGAAGAUGGAAGGACAUAACAAUGAGUACAGAGCAGAGAUUAAAAAAUUGAAAGAACAGAUUUUACAGGCUGAACAAACCUACAGUUCUGCACUAGAAGGAAUGAAGAUGGAAAUCUCCCAGCUAACUCGGGAGUUGCAUCAGCGAGACAUCACUAUUGCUUCCACCAAAGGCUCUUCCUCAGACAUGGAAAAGCGACUGAGAGCAGAGCUACAGAAGGCAGAAGAGAAAGCAAUAGAGCACAAGGAGAUUUUGGAUCAGCUCGAGUCACUCAAGUUAGAAAACCGUCAUCUUUCUGAAACAGUGAUGAAAUUGGAAUUGGGUUUACAUGAGGCAAAAGAGAUUUCUCUAGCAGACCUCCAGGAGAAUUACAUUGAGGCAUUAAAUAAAUUAGUGUCUGAGAAUCAGCAACUACAGAAGGAGCUGAUGGAUACCAGAUCUAAGCUGGAACCUUCCACUCAGAUGUGCCCCCCCAAAAAUGACAGGAUUUUUAAAGCAACAUAUGGCAGAGCUACUGAGUUCAAGAAUACAGAGUUCAAGCCAACCCAUGGCCAGCACAGACGGGGUGGAAUAAAGACUGAGCACUACAAAGCAGGCCUUCGAUCUCCUCCGAGAGGACAAGCGUCGGAUAGCUUAGAGCCUGUAUCCAGGACCCUCAGCCCCCUGAGUCCUCAAACCAGCCCUGGCAGCUCCACCGUCUCUCUGCCUUCUAACUUUCAGUGUAAAACUGAUUCUUUGCCUUCAGCGUUAGAUGCAAGUGAUGCCAAUUUCUCUGACACUGUGUCUGAGAGUAUGAAUGACCAAGAUGAGUUUAUAUCUUUGUGUCCCUUGCCUGUGUCCCCCCUUGGUUCAAUAGCCACGAGAUUUUUGGAAGAGGAGGAGCUGAGAUCUCAUCAUAUUCUGGAGCGUCUGGAUGCCCACAUCGAAGAACUAAAAAGAGAGAGUGAGAAGACAGUGAAACAAUUCACAGCUCUGAAGUAGCCUCUUGAAAAUCACAAGCUUGGAAAUAAAAAUAAAACACCAAAGAGUUACUACCUUCUGAAGUCACGGCUCUUUAAAAACUUGAGCAUAUAAAAAUUAUAAAGAUGCUACAUACUAAAGCAAUUGUGAAGCAAUCUGAAAAUUUGAUUACCUCUCUUAGUCAUUUUCACUGUACUAGUUUAUUUGAAGGACUUCUUCCAGCAAUAAUCUGUAAGAAUAAACCUCUUUGCUAGACUUUUCUCUCAUAUUAAUAUUUAUUAUCAUAAAGUGAUACUUCCUCUUGCUGACUUAAAUGUGAAUAGCUGUCUACUAAUUAAAGAUUUUAUGACACAUAUUGGAAAUAAAGUAACUACAAGGACUUCCUUUAAAGAAAGUACAUAGUUGCAGCGUGGAUUUAAGAGUCAGAUUGAUUGGUACUGGUGCUGCUGGUUUUGCCAGUUAUUAAAAAAAAGAGCCAUGUGAAAUCGGGCUGGUUAUUUACUUUCUGGAAACCUUAGGGGAGGAUAUCACUUAUUUUAUGAGGAUUAAAUGGGAAUUCCUGGGUUAGGAUGACAGGAAAGAACUACUUUGGUAUACUAGAGUAUAAUGUGCCAGGUUGGUCUGGAAAUGCGUAAUGAGGGCCAUUAUGAGGAACCUUGACAAGAAGCACACUCUUGCUCAUAACUGAAGUAUUAGAUGGGUGGGCAGAAGGCAGGGGCUGUGUGUUGCCUGAGGAACAUCCACAGGGAAUUGUCAGGACCUGCGUUGCUGAGGAGAUGAUCAGACAGGGAUUAAAAUCUGGAUGUCAUCAACGUGCAGGAGGCAUUUGAAACCAUGAUAACUGAUGAGACUGAGGGGAAUGUAUCAAGAGAAGAGAAUCCUUGAGGUCCUGAGCGAUGCCAUCUUUUGAGGAUCAUAGGAAAUGGAGUCACAAGGGAGAGAUGGUGUGCACUUGCAGACAAAGAAGGCGAAGUGUCGUGUGCGUGCCAGCUCAAGGAUGGCUCCUGCCAUUCUCCCCUCUCAACUGGACCUUUCCCAUCUCCACCACGAAACUGCUCUUCUGUUCUCAGUCAUUAGUGACCUGCGUAUUGCUGAAUUCAAUAACUUCUUUACGCUGAACGUAAUCACCUCUGAGCAUCAUUUCACACAUUUGGCUUCCUCCUCUCUUGGCUUCCAUCAUCCCACACUCUCCUGGUCUCUCCCCUCUCUGCUUCCCCACCUCACUGGCCACGCCAUCUCAUUCUCCUUUGCUGGCUUUCCCUCUUCUAACCUUUGUCAGAGUGCCCGCUAGGGCUUUGACUUGGUUUUUCCUAACUCAAUGUACUCGCCCUUGACAAUUCCUUCCAAUUCCCAAGCUUUAAAUGCCAUCUAUAGACUGAUAGGAGCCCUGGUGGUGGUAAAGUGUUCGGCUGCUCCCCUUUUGGUUAGCAGCCUCUGAUUGCAUUCAGGGUAAAAUCCAAAUUGCUCUCCACAGCCCACCAGCUCCUCAGCAGUCAGCCCUGCUGCUUCACCUUUCUUUGUUCCAGUCACACCAACUCCUUUAUGUUCUUGUUCACAACAAUCUUUAACCUUUUAGGCUCUUUGCACUUGCUGUUUGCCCGGCAUCACUUUCUCUCACUUUACCCUGUGACUGGCUUUUUCUCCUCUCUCACCUGCACUCCAACGCCUCCUCUUCAAAAAGGCCUUCCCUGACUACCUUACCCCAAACCUGCUCCUCCUAGACUCUCUAGCUCACGGCCCUGAGUUAUUUCCUCCAUAGUACUCACUACUAUGUGAAGUCAUUUUGUUACUUGGUUUAUGUUCUGUCAUCUACCUUUACCAGUAGAAUUAAGCUCCAUGAGGACAUGGACUCAUGAGGGUAAGCCCCGUGAUGGUAUCCAGCACUUAGGAGGUGCUCAGAUAUUUGGAACCAAUGGGUACAUGUCCUUCCUCAGAUGCACCAGAUUCUUCUCUCAGUGCCUCUGUACAUGCUGUCCCUGGGGUCUGCCUCGCCUUUCCACACCUACCUGCCCCUAAAACACCACAUUCACUUGACUCCUUUAUUCUUGCUCAGUGAAGCCUUCCUAAGGAAAGGCUUCUCCUCGUUGCUCGUGUGUGCCCCUCUCAGAACACUGGCCACACUGUGCAGUCCUCUGUACUGCCGUCUCCCCCACUGAAAACCUCGUAAGCAGGGACCAGGCCUGUCUGUAUGCUCAGGCAGUGUGCUGCCUAACAUAGAUGCUACACAAAUACUGGAUGAAUGAAAAUCACUGUUAUUCUGGUUUUCAUUGUACUUUUCUGUAAAUGGGGAUAAUUAAUAUCUCAUGGGGUUGAGAGGAUUUACUGAGAAUGCAUUUCUGAAAGAACUUCGCAGACUCCAAAAGUACGACACCCAUGUGGAUUGGUAUGAGGGAAUUUCUGAGUUUCAAAACCCAAGAUUCAGCUUAAAAAUUUGUAGGCUGCAAUCCUGCUUCUGAACUAUCCAUACCAAAAAACCCCUAAACUCAUUUCCUUUGAGUUGACUCCAACUCAUAGCUACCCUCUGGGGCAUAAGAUUUCCCAGGAGCAGCUGGUGGAUUCAAACUGCCAACCUUUGGUUAGCACCUGAGCUCUUAGCCACUGUGUCACCAGGGAACUCUCCAUAAAAAAACCAUAGUAUGUGUUAAUUAGGAGGAACAAUGACAAACUCUGAGGUCACUGGAAAUAUUUGAGGAAUCAUGAGGUACUUCAAAAUUUAUACAGUGUUUUUAAAGUUGAAGUAGUUAAUUGAUCGCCUAAAUUAAAUUGAUGUCAGAAUGUUGUAAUUUAAGAUUGUGAUUUAAUCUCUGAACUUCAUUUUCCAAAAAGAUGUUAAUUAAAAUGUGUCAAAACUAAGCAUGAGUUAGUUUCUUAAUACACAUUUUACAAAGUGGUUCAGUGGUCAGACUACUCAGAUGAAAAGAUGAGAGCUCUGUUGUCUGUUUUAGGGUUUGCAAAUGAUGUUUUGUUAAGUGAGUUACCUCAUUCCUCUUGGCCUGAAUUCCCAGUGAGUUUUGUUUGAAUUCCUAUGCAGACUUUAGCUGAAGAAGAAAAAGCUAAGUUCCCACUGUGAGGUGGACACUACCCUCCCAAGGAGCCCUGUUUGAAUUCAAGUCGAGGAGGCAGUGGGUGUUGGUGUUUCCGUUUGACAAGGAGGGUUUAGGUGGUUUGCCCAGGGUCCUUUAGCCCAGGCUCUUUCUGGCAGAGAGAAGUGCCCUAUUCUAGAAGUAGUGAGCAUGGAUGGACUCUGGUCAGACGACCUUGUCGGUAAACUGCUCUGCCACUUCUUAGCCGUAUGGCCUCGAGCAAGUCUCCAUGUCUCAGUUUUCUGAUCUGUAAAAUGAGGGAAGUAAAAAUAAUACCUACCUCAAGGGUUUUUGUGAAUAUUAAAUUUUGUAAAGCACUUAAGACAGUGCCUGGCAUAGCCCUGUGAAAGCAUCUUGUUGAAUAGAAAAAAUGCUACAUCACUCUGUACCUCUUAUACCUACUUAACUCCGACUGUACCCUCUCCACGUACACAGACACAUAACACCUGGUAAGCUAUGGGCGAUGGUUAUCUGUUUGCAAAACACCCUCUAGUCUAGUACCUACAUGCUAUUGGCGAGAAGAAUAACUAUAAAAUAAACUUUGUGUCAUUGAGAGCAUAAGUAGGCUAAGCAAACAGUUGUCAGGUGCAGUAUUGAGUGCAGAAUGGCAAAGAAUAGAAAAAAUUGUAUUUGUUGGCUCGUCCAGAAAUGGCUUGAUAUAGUGUACAGAAAUGCAUCCAAAAGAAAAAACAGUAUGGGGCAAAGUGAAAAAUGCGGGUCAUAAAGGUUGACCCACAAACAAACAUCAUCUAGUUCAAUUCGGUUGCUAGAGGUAGGCAGCAGAGUUAACUGAGCUUUCUAGGGGCAAAAGCAGAGAAGAAACCACUAUUACAAGCUUUAUGGUGGUAUCUGCAAGGCCAAAACAGACUGUGUGCAAGAGAAGGACUUUUCCAGAGGGUAUGAGUGUGUGGUUGGUAGGAGAGGCCCUGCCACAUUUUGAUAAAUGAUCACAGUAAGAGACUGUACCGCCCUGCCUUCUAGUGAGCUGCAGUGUGGGCUGAGGGUUUCAGGCUCAGGUGCGGUUCAGAGGGAGCAGGUCUGAGGUCCCGCACGGGGUGGUGUGGUGCUCUCGUGGCCUGGCUUGAUCAAAGAGGGGAACUUAGACUAUGUAGAGGAAUGGAUGGACCACAGGCCUUUCAAGCACUCCUCUAUGAGUUGUUUCUUUGCAGUGCAGUUUUGAUAUAUUUGACUAACACAGUUUAUUCUCUGUGGGAACUUUGUGUUACCCAUUAAGUGCGGGUAAAAG